This is a messenger RNA of Peronospora farinosa, 1002 nucleotides long. The record is from the annotation of a GenBank genome assembly. NCBI's taxonomy places the organism in Eukaryota, Oomycota, Peronosporomycetes, Peronosporales, Peronosporaceae.
AUGUCCACCCAAGUGGAUCAUUCGAACCCCAUCACACUCUCGCGCUUCAUCUUGGCCGAGAAGGAGAUCCAGGGGAACGCUGACCUUAGUGUACUCUUCACAUCCAUCGAGUUGGCUUGCAAGGUCAUUGCAAGCUCCGUACGUCGCGCGGGUCUAACGGGUCUCUAUGGGCUCGACGGCUCGGAGAACGCUACGGGCGACCAGGUGAAGAAGCUCGAUGUACUGUCCAACGACAUCUUUAUCAAUUCGCUCAAGUUCUCGACCAAGAUUGAGGUGAUGGUCUCAGAGGAAGAGGAGGAGCCUAUCCAUGUGGAGCACUCGUCGGGAGGCACUAAGUACUGCAUCGCCUUUGACCCACUCGACGGCUCCUCUAACAUUGACUGCAAUGUGUCCACGGGUACUAUCUUUGCAAUCUACCAACGUGACGCUUCGUCGGAAGGAGGAUACAAGGACAUUCUACAGCCUGGCAGCAAACUUGUAUCGGCGGGAUACUGCAUGUAUGGUAGCUCUACGCAGCUCGUGCUGACGUGGGGAAAGGGCGUCCAUUGCUUCACUCUGGACCCGACCAUUGGUGCCUUUAUGCUCUCGCAGAAGGACAUCCGCAUCCCGGACGAGCCCAAGGCCAUCUACUCAUGCAACGAAGGCAAUUACGCCCACUGGGAUCGUGCAACUAAGGCGUUCGUCGACGAGUGCAAGGUUAAGCCGUAUGCAGCUCGCUACGUUGGCAGUAUGGUGUCCGACAUCCACCGAACUAUUCUGUAUGGAGGCAUCUACCUCUACCCGGGUAGCGAAAAGUGUAAGGAUGGCAAGCUGCGUCUGCUGUACGAGUGCAACCCCAUGUCAUUCAUUAUGGAGCAGGCGGGAGGUAUGUCGACCACCGGCACGGAGCGGAUCCUCGACCUCGUCCCCACGCACAUCCACCAACGCUCACCGAUCUUCUUGGGCUGCAAGCGCGAUGUCCAGCGAGUCAUCGACCUACACAAAGAGUACAACCAAGUUUAA